GAGAGAGAGAGAGAGAGGGAGAGAAAGGAUCAGUCACUGAACAUGGGCAGCUCACAGUUGGAGUGUUUGGCAGAUAGUCACAUUAAUGUGCGAAUUACUGACAAAAAUCCAGAGUUUUAUUACUGUGAAAACCAGCGCCUAGCCCUGGACGUGCUGCUGAAAUCUGGUGAAGUUAAUUUUCACAAGCUCCUGGAGAAAGAAGGAAUCAAAGAGUUUAUUUCCUCAAAGGAGACUGAGCACAUUCGCAGGAGCUACCACAGGUAUGAGGCUGAGGGGAAGGACAGCACCAAAGACAGGAGCGCAGUGAGUGACAGCAAGUCGACAUAUUGGCCCGAGCAAAGUGACACACCGAUACCUGACCUGGACCUGGGCUGGUCAGAACCUGUCACCUACCGAGGGGUCACCAGGGUCAAUAUCCACAUGCACCCCCCGAGAAACCAUGACCCCAACAUCAAGGAGAUUGUGCGUAAGAUGAUUCAAGAGGCCAGGAAGGUGAUUGCUGUGGCCAUGGAUGAGUUCACGGACCGGAAUAUAUUUAAGGAUCUGAUAGAAGCUUCCAGCCGCCGGCGAGUCCCUGUUUACAUCAUCCUGGAGCAGGACAAUGUGAAGUAUUUCCUGGAAAUGUGCAAGAAAAUGGAAUUGAACAACUUGAUGAUUCGUUACCUGCGGGUCCGCUCCAUUGCUGGCACAGGCCUCUAUCUGGCAUCGGGAUAUGUCCCGGGUUCCUUAAGCCAGAGGUUUAUGAUUGUGGAUGGAGACAAAGUACUCUCAGGAUCAUACAGCUUCACGUGGAGCAGUUCCCGGUUAAACCGCAGCACCGUCGCCAUCUACACCGGCCAGAUCCUGGAAAACUUUGACAUGGAAUUCCGGCAGCUCUAUGCCAACUCGGAUUUGGUGGAUCUCCACGAGUUGCUGGAUAUCAAGGCUGCUUUCACAGGUGUGACUCCCAGCCUCAGCGCCAGCCCCAUCCCCCUGCGCUCCGACGACCUCAAGAGGAAGUUCCAUAACCCCAAAUACCUCCUGGUGACGGAGGGAGUGCACCGGGUCCCCUCGGAACACCAACUGCCUCCCGCGGACGAGGUGACGGUGAGGGAGAGGAGCGUGAGAUUCCGAGAGAGGAGAGGAACCAUGAGGGACAGUAAGAAACAGGAUCACAGCAAAUCCGUCCAGGUAGUCGAGGAUUGGCUGCUGAAGAACGAUGUCCGGGGACUGGAGGAGCCAGAGCCUCUCGAAGACCUGGUGCCACCCAGCAAGAUGCCCAACGCCAGCCACCAAACCUCUACCCGCUUUAGCUUCUCAAACUGGGUCCGGAAUAGCUCCAGGAGGUUAAAGGGAGCGGAGAGUGACUCCCAACCAGUCUCCGAGUCCAGAGCCUCCAGGAGAAAUCUCAAACUGAAGUUUAAGAAAGACUCAGGCAAAAGUGGAAAAGUGCUCACGGAGACUGAAAACCCAACAGACCUGGGCGCAGGAAAGGCCAGUCCCUCGAUGUCAGAGAGAGGUCGCAACAAGGACACCCCAAAGAGCAAGGAGCAGUGUGUGCUGUCAUGAGGAGUGGGCCCGAGGGGGCUGGGA
This is a messenger RNA of Hemiscyllium ocellatum (epaulette shark), 1572 nucleotides long. RefSeq names its product protein FAM83F-like. The transcript has 5 exons. Bases 43 to 1548 code for a protein of 501 amino acids. The record is from RefSeq and is a predicted model, not a curated record. NCBI's taxonomy places the organism in Eukaryota, Metazoa, Chordata, Chondrichthyes, Orectolobiformes, Hemiscylliidae.